Messenger RNA from Neospora caninum, 2034 nucleotides. Its product is annotated as Dolichol phosphate glucosyltransferase, related. The coding region runs from base 1 to 2034 and encodes 677 amino acids. The record is from RefSeq and is a predicted model, not a curated record. The transcript is spliced from 3 exons. NCBI's taxonomy places the organism in Eukaryota, Apicomplexa, Conoidasida, Eucoccidiorida, Sarcocystidae. Gene Ontology annotation, cellular component: endoplasmic reticulum membrane.
AUGGAGACACCAGCGGAGUUGCUCCUCCAGGAGCUCGCCCACAGGCUGGGCGUCUCUCUCUCGAAAGCGUCUCCCUUGCUCUCUCCGAUUCUUGCGCUUGUUCUUCUCCUUCUCGCCGCAUGCUUCACGUGGUUCCUCGUCAGGUUUCUCCUCUGGAUCCUCGAUCCGGUCAUCCAGUGGCAAGUCGAUGCCGGCAAACCUGCCAGCUGCUUCCUUCUUCCUUCCGCAGAUGCUUGCCCGGGGAGCCAGUCGCCUUCUUGGGAGGCCCUCGCUUCCGACGUGUCUCCCUCGUCGGGGGACGCGCUGUCUCUCCCUCCCUCCGUCGACCUCUCCGUCAUCGUUCCAGCGUUCAACGAGGCGCUUCGUCUCCCCCUUGCCGUCUCCGAACUCCUUUCCUUCCUCGAAGCUCGGCGCGCGUCUCUGUCUUCGUCUUCGCGGAGUGGCGUGAGCGAUCGCUGGCCGGUCUUCACGUACGAGAUCAUCGUGGUCGACGACGGCAGCACUGACGGCACGGCUGCGAUUGCGCCUCUGCUGGGAGCGGCGAUUUUCUCGCCCUCGACCUCUCCGCCAGCGUCGCUGUCUGCUCGGGCAGCAGCGGCGGCUGCGCAGGCCGCGUCUCGAGCUUUCGCCAAAGUGCAUGCGCCCAACUCGCGGCCGGCAAGCAAAGCGCCAACGGCGUGUCCCCGAUCUUCUCCCCUCUCUGCUCUCGGCGCCUCCUCGUCCCCAUCUUCUUGUCCUUCUCUCUCGUGUCCUUCUCUCUCGUGUCCUUCUCUCUCGUGUCCCUCACGCUCGUGUGCAUCGUCUGCUUCGCCUGAUGCAGGCCAAGCGGGCUUUCCGCCGUUUGCCUUUUCUCCUAGCGACUCUGUUCCGGUUUCUGCGGUGGCGGCUGAGGCGAUGCGUGCGGCGACAAAGGUUCACUUGGACGCUGGCCAGCGGCUUCGGGACUGCUUCUCCCCGCUCGUCUCUCGAGUUGGAGACAGGGGCGCGGCACCGGACACUGGUGCAGAGAGACACAGAAAAGGCGAGAGUGAAAGAGAAGAAGAGAGCGGAGAGAGUGGGGAACGAGGAGAGAAAGAAGGGGAGACGCCUGCGUCGUCUCCGCUGUCUUCGCUGAGAGUUCUUCGUCUGAAGGAGAACAGAGGCAAAGGCUUUGCCGUGAAGAUUGGCGCGAAGCAUGCACGAGGACGCAUGCUGUUGAUGGCAGAUGCUGACGGGGCAACGACCGUCGAGAGUUUGGUGUUGCUCGAACGUGCCCUCCUGGAAAGAAAGCGACUCCCGCGAGGGAGAAGCGAGAAUGUCUCCCGCAGCUCGUCCCUCGCCCACGAGGAAAACGCGGACGCGGCCCAGCUGGAAGACAAAACGAGGCAGGGAGAGGAAGAGAAGAAACUCCGCGCAGGUGUCUCCGAGGCGAAGCGCAGAGAGAACCGGCAAGGGGCGGUGGACGCUGGAGAGCACGCGUUAGAAACCGAUACAGCUGGUGGGAGGAAGAUCGCGCAGGACGGCCGAGAAUCGGACGGGGACGAGGAGACGACACUGCAGACGCGCCUUGCCUCUCUCCCUCCCCUCGCGUUUCCAUGGCCUCUCCUGUACAGGAGGGGAGAUCGAGAAGGCAGCCAAGAGGAUACGGAAGCACUAGUUGCUUUCGGUUCGCGAAGACAACUCGAACAAGCUGCAAUUUCCUCGAGAUCCUGGCACCGCAAUUUCUUGAUGCAUGCAUUCCACUGGUGCGUUCGCAGUGUCGUAGGCGACUCCCAUAUUAAGGACACGCAGUGCGGCUUCAAACUCUUCACGCGAUUUGCAGCCCGCCAGCUGUUUCCGCGGCUUCACCUUUGUCGUUGGGCCUUCGACGUUGAGUUGCUUCUGCUCUCGCGUCUUCUGCGCGUGCCCGUCGCCGAGAUCCCCGUGGAGUGGGAGGAGAAAGAAGGCAGCAAGCUGAACGUUCUCGGCGCCUCCUUUCAGAUGGCGCGCGACAUCUUGGUUCUCAAGUGUAUGUACACCGCAGGAAUCUGGAAGGCGUCCGCCGACAGUGGCUGA